This is a messenger RNA of Penicillium expansum, 1404 nucleotides long. RefSeq names its product NAD(P)/FAD-dependent oxidoreductase. Lineage: Eukaryota; Fungi; Ascomycota; Eurotiomycetes; Eurotiales; Aspergillaceae. The record is from RefSeq and is a predicted model, not a curated record. Gene Ontology annotation, cellular component: cytoplasm. The transcript is spliced from 3 exons. Bases 1 to 1404 code for a protein of 467 amino acids. Gene Ontology annotation, molecular function: oxidoreductase activity.
AUGAAUUCCACGCAAGCAUCUCGUCUCCCGGUCUCAAACCCCGUACAGUCGUUCUGGAAUGCAGACCCAAAGAAGUUUGAUGACUAUCAAAGUACUUCUGCACUACCCUCUGUGGCUGACUUUGUCGUCAUUGGGUCAGGCCUUUCAGGUGUUGCUACAUCUUAUUAUCUUCUGAAAGAUAAUCCCAAUCUCCCUUCUGUGGUGCUUCUUGAGGCAAGACAGAUUUGCUCUGGUGCAACCGGCCGCAAUGGAGGGCAUGUUAAACCUGACACAUACUCCGACAUACCUAAAUUUGCGAAGCUUCUCGGCAUAGAAGCUGCAUCUCAAUUGGCCGAGUUCGAGGCGUCACAUGUCCACGCAGUUAAAGAACUGGUAGAGACGGAGAAGAUUGAUUGCGAUUUCCACAUGACCAGAGCACUUGAUGUUUAUCUGGAUGCGGAUCACGCCAAUGAAGUUGAAUCAACAUACAAAUCUCUCGAGGAACUGGACAUUCUCAAUUUGCGCGAUGUAGCAGUGACUUCAGGAAAGGCUGCGGAGCGGAUAUCCGGCGUGAAGAAUGCAAAAUGCUGUGUGUCCUACACUGCAGCUCACCUGUGGCCAUCCAAGCUUGUGCACCAGCUUGUCGCGAGACUAGUCCAUCAAGGUUUAAACCUGCAGGCCCAUACAGCCGUUUUGUCGGUGUGUCCAUCUAAAGAUCAAGAUUAUCUGUGGACUGUGAGAAGCUCCAGGGGCGAAAUCAAAGCAAAGAAAGUGGUGCAUGCUACCAAUGCCUAUGCAUCCUCAAUCUUGCCGGAAUAUACCAAUGCUAUAACACCUGUCCGAGGCAUCUGUGGCCACAUCGAAAGCCCCUUAGGCACUAAUACGCCUCAUUUGAUCAACACAUACGGAAUCCGGUUUGACACAGUGAAUAACGACUACUUGAUUCCCCGUGCCGACGGAAGCAUUAUCGUUGGUGGGGCCAGACAAGUGUUCUGGCAUCAAAAAGAUCGAUGGUUUGACAAUGUCAAGGACGAUGAAACGAUCGAGGAGGCGGCAACGUACUUCCAUGACUAUAUGCAACGUCACUUUCAAGGAUGGGAAAAGAGUCAGAUGAAAACCACAAGAAUCUGGUCAGGAACAAUCACUCAUGAUAUAGUCUUGGGUUAUAGUUCGGAUUUUAUGCCGCAUGUUGGCGAGGUGCCAGGAAAGAAUGGACAAUUCAUCAUUGCUGGAUUUACAGGAUACGGAAUGCCCAAGAUUCUUCUAUCUGCCAAGAAUCUGGCCGCCAUGAUCAAUACUGGCAUUCCCUUCGAGCAAACAGGGUUACCGCAGGCUUUCAAGAGUACCAAAGAGAGAAUUGAGUCCAAGGAUAAUAUUAUGAAAGACUCAUACAACUCACUUUGGACCAACAAUGCAAAGCUAUAA